ACACAGAAACAAAGUCUCUUGUUUUUAGCUUCCAUCGGACUCCAUUGGUGAUUGGUCCAACUCACCUUCUCAGCUAAGACUAUCAUUCGGCGACUUACCAACCAACCGUCGGUGUAACGCCUCAAAGUUCUUGCUUUCUACGCUCCAAUCUACCAAAUCACUUUGCUUAUUCAAAUCUUCCUGAUUUCUCUUAUUCUUUAUGAGGCUUUGAUUCACUGUGGAGAAGGUAGAAGAAAGUGAUGACGGGAUCCCAUUCGCCGAGUCAAACAAAGCCAAUACCAUUAUCGACAGAAGAAGAUCCAUCAACCCAAUCCACCGCGUUACUGUCUUUCAACACUGAUUCUUCUCAAGAACCGGAAGCAAAAGGAUCUCCUUCGAAGGCCAGCACCACCAUCCUCUUCAUUUUUUUAAUUCUCCUCGCUUCUGUUGCUCUUUCGGCUGCAUUUGCCUUUGCUUUCCUCUUUUACUCAACUUCCCAUUCAUCGUCUUCAGCUACAGCGCGUAACUUCUCUCGUCCUUUGAAGAAACUGGAAAAACCGGUGGUUCUUUUGGUUUCUUCUGAUGGGUUUCGAUUUGGGUACCAAUUCAAGACCCCAACACCGAACAUCCACCGUUUGAUUGAAAACGGGGUUGAGGCUGAGAUGGGUUUGAUUCCUGUUUUCCCUUCUCUUACUUUUCCUAAUCAUUACUCAAUUGUUACUGGUCUUUAUCCUGCUUAUCAUGGUAUUAUAAACAAUCAUUUUAUUGAUCCUAAAACUGGCGAGUUUUUUCAUAGUGCUAGCCAUGAACCUAAGUGGUGGUUAGGUGAGCCACUUUGGGAGACUGUGGUCAAUCAUGGUUUAAAGGCUGCUACCAAUUUUUGGCCCGGAAGUGAGGUGAAAAAGGGUUCUUGGAAUUGCCCUGGAAAGUUGUGCUUGAAAUAUAAUGGUUCUGUUCCCUUUGAGGAUAGAGUGGAUACUGCUUUAAGUUAUUUUGAUUUGCCUAGUAGUGAGAUUCCUGCGUUUAUGACUUUGUACUUUGAGGAUCCUGAUCAUCAGGGUCACAAGGUUGGACCCGAUGAUCCCCAGAUCACUGAGGCUGUUGCUAGAAUUGAUAGAAUGAUCGGGCGGUUGAUUUCUGGUUUAGAAAAAAGAGGGAUUUUUGAGGAUGUUACUAUAAUUAUGGUUGGAGACCAUGGGAUGGUCGGUACAUGUGAUAAAAAGCUGAUUUUCCUAGAGGAUUUGGCGCCGUGGAUUGAAAUUCCGGCCGAGUGGGUUCUGUCUUUUAGUCCGUUGCUUUCUAUUCGUCCACCUUCAGGUUAUGCACCAUUGGAUGUUGUUGCAAAGAUGAACGAAGGACUGGAAUCGGGGAAGGUUGAGAAUGGGAAAUAUUUGAAGGUUUAUCUAAAGGAGGACUUACCUAGUCGGCUACAUUAUGCUGCAAGUGACCGGAUUCCUCCCAUAAUCGGGCUGAUUGAGGAGAGCUUUAAGGUGGAGCAGAAACGGACUAAGCCAAAAGAGUGUGGAGGAUCACAUGGAUAUGACAAUGCAAUUUUCUCAAUGAGGAGCAUUUUUAUUUGUCAUGGUCCUCAAUUUGCCAGGGGGAAGAAGGUGCCCUCUUUUGAGAAUGUUCAGAUAUAUAAUUUGGUAACUUCAAUUCUCAAUAUACGUGCUGCUCCCAAUAAUGGAUCUUCAACAUUUCCCGAUUCUAUUCUUUUGCCUUGACAGUAAUAACUAUCUCCGAUGCAUGUUUAGAAUGAUCUUAGUUGCUGAAAUAUACUGUAAAAGUUGGCAAGAUGAUAACUGCAAGGCCAAAAUGACUACCUGUUUACAUGAUGAAGAGGGUGCAGAAGGAGGUUAGUGAAAUAGGAUUCCUUGAGAUGAGUAUCAGAUGUUUGUACUUUAUAUCUCCUAUAGCUCCGUGGCCCCAUCUUUUCUUAUGUGAAACUCCUUAUUUUGUGCCAUUAUGAUGUUGUAGAAGUAUAUAGUAAAAUUACAUUGCACCAGAACAAAGUAUUCUAAUAUUUGUCUCUGUUCCUCCACCCUCCUUAGACC
Molecule: messenger RNA, 2033 nt
Organism: Hibiscus syriacus
Lineage: Eukaryota; Viridiplantae; Streptophyta; Magnoliopsida; Malvales; Malvaceae
Product: ectonucleotide pyrophosphatase/phosphodiesterase family member 3-like
Exons: 1
Coding region: 240-1703 (487 amino acids)
Cellular component (GO): vacuole
Source: RefSeq, a predicted model, not a curated record